Messenger RNA from Cryptosporidium muris RN66, 1236 nucleotides. Its product is annotated as polyadenylation factor subunit 2, putative. Lineage: Eukaryota; Apicomplexa; Conoidasida; Eucoccidiorida; Cryptosporidiidae. The transcript has a single exon. The record is from RefSeq and is a predicted model, not a curated record. Bases 1 to 1236 code for a protein of 411 amino acids. Gene Ontology annotation, molecular function: protein binding. Gene Ontology annotation, cellular component: mRNA cleavage and polyadenylation specificity factor complex.
AUGUUUACUCAACAUGACUUUAUACCAGGCCAUGAAUCAUCAGAAGAGGCAAAUUUAUUAAGCCAUAGAGCUGUUUAUAGACCAGCUGUAGAUAGUAAUUCAUUAUUAGUUGACUAUCUAGAAAAUGGUAUAUACUGUAAUAGAAAUAAAGAAGGAUUCCUAUUUAAUGGUAAUAAACCUCUAGACAUAUUAAAAAUUGGAUUUCCUUUUGAAUCAAAUAAAUAUCGUUCUGAUUUAGUUUGUACUCAGCAAGCUCGUGUAUCACUAAGAGCUAGAGCUCCAUGUGUAUCUAUUGAAUGGUAUCCAGGUGGGCGAAGGCUUAUAGUAGGUACUGUAGGGGGUGAAUUGACUUUAUGGAAUGGUACCUAUUUUUCUUUUGAGGAUUUGAAAAGUGUUCCAUCUGGACAGGGAGCUGUAUUAGCUUUAAAUUUUUCUAAACAAGAUGACUUUAUAGCAUGUGGAGAUGGAAGUGGUAAUAUAGUUUUAUUAACACCAGCAUUAGCUCCAAUUGCUUCAUUUAGGCAGUUUUUAGGUCAUGUAGUAAGAGAUGUUACAAUAUCUCCUACUGGUAAUAAAGUAGUUGCAGCAGCAGAAAAUGUACAUCCUAUAAUUAUAGAUGUAGGGUCACAAAAAAUAGAAAAUUCUCUUGUUUCUCGAGGUUAUGAUAUAACGUGUUCUCAAUGGCAUCCAAUUCAAGCUUUAAUAGCUACAGGAUCUCAAACAUAUCAAUUACACUUAUGGGAUCCUCGUACUGCUAAUGCAAUUGGCACAAUAUUUGGUCAUAAACAUUCUGUUGUACGCAUAAAGUGGAAUUCAACUGGUCAAAUGUUAGCUUCUUCAGGUAAAGAUGGUGCUUUAAAAAUUUGGGAUAUACGAUCACUUAAUAAACCAAUUACAAUAUACAAAACUAGAUGUGAUGCUGUAAGUAUAUCAUGGCAUCCUGAAAUUGAAUCAUUUAUGGCUACUGGUUUUUUUGAUGGUGAUAUUUGUUAUUAUAAUACAAAUGUAUGUUGUUCACAACCUUUGGGAGUUAUUCCAAAUGCUCACCAAGGUGCAGUUUGGGGAGUUGCAUGGCAUCCAUUAGGACAUUUAGUAGCCUCUAGUGGUCAAGAUUCUAGACUUAAAAUAUGGUCAAGAAGUCUUUGUAGUAAUCCUGGGACAUUAAGUAGUAAUGAAAUAUUACCUCAGGUAAUACUUCCUCGUAAUAAUUCAGGAUCUAUAAUAAGAAAUGAUUAA